AGGGAGAAAGAGAGAGAGGCAGGAGGGCGAGGAAGGGAGAAUUAAACCCACCUAAACCUGUCUGACACGACGGACGACGCCACAUAAACACAACCCGAAAGUAAAGGACGUUACCAGGACCCGAAACCUUCCCUCGACCGGUUUUUUUUUCUUCUGCCAGGGACAAAAGGCCACUUUUUUUCUUGUCGUCUCGCGAGAAACUUCAUCGAUUUUUAUCAGCAAUGGCCCAAGAGACGAACCAGAGCCCGGUGCCCAUGCUUUGUGCCACAGGCUGUGGCUUCUAUGGCAACCCAAGAACCAAUGGUAUGUGCUCCGUAUGCUAUAAGGAUCACCUGACACGGCAGCAGAGCAGCGACCGCAUGAGCCCCCUCAGCCCUAUGGGCUCAGCUGGUAGUCCUACCUCAGAGGCCUCAGCCAUCCAGAGACUAGAAGCCAGUUUAGCCAAGGUUGAUGCCUCCCCUGCCUCUUCACCAGACAUGUCUAGAACUGUGCAAGGAUCUCUUCCUGUCACCCAACAAAUGACAGAGAUGAGCAUCUCGAGAGAGGACAAACCAGAACCCUUAGAGCCUGUUGUAAACCAGCCUGCUGCUUCUAGCCCUUCUCCUGUAGCUUCUUCCAGCAGUGAAGAAGGCAAAGGUGAUACCCCCAAACCCAAGAAGAAUAGGUGCUUCAUGUGCCGCAAAAGGGUGGGCCUUACAGGGUUCGACUGUCGCUGUGGCAAUCUGUUCUGUGGCAUCCACCGGUACUCAGACAAGCACAACUGUCCCUAUGAUUACAAAGCCGAGGCUGCCGCCAAGAUCCGUAAAGAGAACCCCGUGGUGGUGGCUGACAAGAUCCAGAGAAUAUAGAUUUUACAAAAUAACAGCAGCAGCGGCGGCAACAAUGACAAACACCUUUGACAAAGACUGGAGAAUGAGUGUGAACCUUUUGAAAAGAGCACUGGCACGAGUGGCCAAGUGAGGAUUGAAAGGACUUGAUUUACAAAAUAACAACCUCAAGAAAUGAUGGAAAAAAAGAAAAAAAAAAAGAUUCUGUCUGAGGGAGAUGCAUGAAUGAUCACUUUUCUCCUUUUUUGAUUAAUUCAUUAGUUUGUUUUAUCCUAUUUUCUGUGGUGUGACUUUGCCGCUGUUCAGUCCUUUUUUUUUCUAAGAAUAUGUAUUGUCUUAUUAAGAGCAGCCCAGGCUAACUGUCCAGGAUAUGCUGUGCUCCUCUCACCCAUACCAGGCGCCAUUUUGUGCCAAACCGUAGACAGCCAUCUUAUUAAGACCCUGUCAUGUGUCAGACACUAGCAGGUCUUUAAAAAGCAUUCAGACUACACAGUAACAGUCCACACGAGUUGUGUCCCUCAACCUUUUGAACUUCUUGUUCAGUGCUCCGUUGGUACUGGAGUCAGUCAGCGUUUGGAGAACCGUACAACUGUCCCCCACCAUGCACAAGGGGCUUUGUUACUUUGUCUCUGUCUUUCCUAGCUUUACCUACCUCACAGCUGCUGUGUUAAGCUUUGUUGUCUUCCCUUUUACUUUGUUUUUCAUCAGCUUCGACCCCAGCAGAACAAUGGAUCGUCUUGAUAGCCAGCCUCAGUGACCCUCUGAUCAGCAUGUCUGUGUUGACUUUGAUCGGUUUGAUUGUGAUGAGGCUGUUUCCAUUAUGGCUGGAGGUAUCAUGCUAGACAGGGACAAACAAAUUUACUCCGCGUCUCACUGAAUCUAAACAUUUUCAAUGGACAUAAUGGGUGAAGGAGUCCCCCCCCCCCCCCCCCCCAACUGGUCUGAGCUCAUAAUGUAAUCACAGACGCCUGGUGCAGGGCUGUGUGUACCCAUUUGUGGCCUGAGAGGGAGGAGGCACCCUUCCCUGGCAGGCCUGGUAGGUGAAUUUAAACAACAUUGUAGGGGCAUGAAUGAAUGGGAUAAAUGCAUGAGUUACUCUUCAUCUGCAUUAGUGUUUCAGAAAUAUUUGGCAUCACUCAACUUAGGGUUUUGGAUAUUUUAUUUGCUGAGAGACAAUUAUCUGUUAUGUUUUUAUUAGCUUUUUUUCUCUUCCAUUGAUAUUGUACUGAUGUUAGCGCAUGUAUUCAGUGCAUUUGUGGAAUUAGGGUAUGUGAACCAUGAUUUAUUUUUUUUAAUGCGCUAACAGAACGUUCAUGUGAGCACAGUGAAUGUGUGUGUGGGUGUGUGUGUGUGUGUGUGUGUGUGUGUGGGUGUGCGUGCGUGCGUGCGUGCGUGUUCCCCAUCCCUUUUGUCUGUGGAGCUACCCGGUUUAUCAGCACAUGUUUACAGAUCUACAGGAGCAUGCCAGAGCUAGAUUUAUGAAAAAUAAUAGAUACCAAGAUUAGAUGUAACUUUUCAUCUGUCUAACAGCUAUUGGUCCGUGUGUCUGCUUUAGAGCACCGUAGAGAAGUGUGCGUGUGUGUAUUUGUGCGCGUGCAUGUGCACAUUCCUGUGCAGAAGUGUGUAUUCAUGGCUGCCUGACACAUUGAAACCCAUGUAUGUUUGUGACUUGUGUUAACCCUCGACCUUUUUUUCCCUGUAAGGAUGUUUUUCAUUUAAAAGACAACUGUAUGUAUCCGUUUUGAGUUUUUCCUUUCUGAUUCUUAGUUAUAUGCAAAUUUGUACAAAAAAAUGAAAAAACAACAAACUGUGUUGAUAUUUAUGUAUUACAUAUAAUCUUGCUAUCCAGCAUUACAACAGAAUAGUAUCAUGUAAAUAAAACUGUACAGAGAGACAUUA
This is a messenger RNA of Centropristis striata (black sea bass), 2726 nucleotides long. RefSeq names its product zinc finger, AN1-type domain 5a (gene zfand5a). Lineage: Eukaryota; Metazoa; Chordata; Actinopteri; Perciformes; Serranidae. The coding region runs from base 222 to 848 and encodes 208 amino acids. The transcript is spliced from 6 exons. Gene Ontology annotation, molecular function: zinc ion binding; DNA binding. The record is from RefSeq and is a predicted model, not a curated record.